Cebus imitator (Panamanian white-faced capuchin) is the source of this 850-nucleotide messenger RNA. It is a transcript of the gene SMIM19, whose product is annotated as small integral membrane protein 19. The record is from RefSeq and is a predicted model, not a curated record. Bases 136 to 459 code for a protein of 107 amino acids. The transcript has 4 exons. Lineage: Eukaryota; Metazoa; Chordata; Mammalia; Primates; Cebidae.
AGGAAAUGACGAAGGCAGAGGGCGUCCAGGUCCGCUCGGUAACCGUUUCCCGCGCGCCCGGCCCCGACCCCGGGGGAAAGAGCCCCGGAGCGGAGUAGCACUGGCCGCGUGCCGCCUCCGGAGCCGGCAGCCCCCAUGGCUGGGGGUUAUGGAGUGAUGGGUGACGAUGGUUCUAUUGAUUAUACUGUUCACGAAGCCUGGAAUGAAGCCACCAACGUUUACUUGAUAGUUAUCCUUGUUAGCUUCGGUCUCUUCAUGUAUGCCAAAAGGAACAAAAGGAGAAUUAUGAGGAUAUUCAGCGUGCCACCUACAGAAGAAACUUUGUCAGAGCCCAACUUCUAUGACACGAUAAGCAAGAUUCGUUUAAGACAACAACUGGAAAUGUAUUCCAUUUCAAGGAAGUACGACUGUCAGCAAUCACAAAACCAGGCUGACAGUGUGCAGCUCUCAUUGGAAUGAAACCUCAGAAAAUGAGCAACAUAAGUAAUUGUUGCAAGCUCCUAAUUCUUUCUACUAAAUCAUGAACAGCUUUAAAAACAACUUCUGUCUGCAUAAAAUUAUUUUACUUGUGACUUUUUCCCAACGGUUUGUGCGUUUUGCUUUUUUAAAUUGCAUCUCCAAGUCAUUGUUAGGUAAAUACAAAUGGCUCAGAAGACCUUGAUACAGAAAGCCUGCACAUAUCAAGGAUCUAUGUAUCCAGUGAUGGUGACUUCACCUUGCAAAGACCUCUGAUUCCUUCAGGAUACAAUCAGAAAUAAAAACAUAUCUUGGGAAGCGGGAAUCCUGGAGUUUAUGCCACUGUGAUUAGAACAUUUUGCAAUAUUAAAAAAUAAAAAUGCAGCCAUUGGAA